CUGAUUGGCGGAGAGCGGCCCGGGUACCGGAAGUGGCCGGUGCCCGUCGCCCGUGACACCGGGACAACAGCUGCGGGUUCGGUGCGAGCGGGCGGAGCAGCGCCGGGAGCCCGAGCGGAGUGAGCGUGGGGCGGUAGCGGCCUGCGAUUGUGAGAUGGGGACUGAGAACAAGGAGGUGAUUCUCAAGGAAGAAAUUUCUGAAGAAUCUGAACCAAAUGGAAUAAUAUUAGAAAAACUUCCAAAAGUGGUUUACCAGGGUCAUGAAUUUGGAGCAGCUUGUGAAGAAGACAUGUUAGAGGAACAUUUGAGAGAAUCCACAGAAGAGAUUAUGGAGCAGAUGUCUCUUCAGGAGAGAGACUUUGCUUCACAGUUGAUUAUCUUUAAAAAGUCACCCUCAAGUGAGAUUGACCGGGAGUAUAAUGAGAGAGAGAGAGAUCUUGCAGUGGAGGGAGUUAGUACAUUUGCUUCCUCCGGCCACAGCUUCAUAGAAAAUCCAGAACCUAACAAAACACAGAGAAGUUCUGUGGGAGAAAAGCCUCAUACAUGUAAAGAAUGUGGGAAAACCUUUAAUCAGAACUCACAUCUUAUCCAGCAUAUGAGAGUUCAUAGUGGAGAGAAACCCUUUGAAUGCAAAGAAUGUGGAAAGACAUUUGGAACUAACUCAAGCUUGCGUAGACAUCUGAGAAUUCAUGCUGGAGAGAAACCCUUUGCUUGUGGUGAAUGUGGAAAGGCCUUCAUUCAGAGUUCACAUCUUAUCCAUCAUCAUAGAAUUCAUACUGGAGAGAGACCCUAUAAAUGUGAAGAAUGUGGUAAAGCCUUCAGUCAGAAUUCAGCACUUAUGCUACAUCAGAGAAUACACACUGGAGAGAAACCAUAUGAAUGUAAUGAAUGUGGAAAAACCUUUAGGGUUAGUUCACAACUUAUUCAGCAUCAGAGAAUUCAUACUGAAGAAAGGUAUCAUGAAUGCAAUGAGUGUGGCAAAGCCUUCAAGCAUAGCUCAGGCCUUAUUAGACACCAGAAAAUUCAUACUGGAGAGAAACCGUAUCUGUGUAACGAAUGUGGGAAAGGCUUCGGUCAGAGUUCUGAGCUUAUCCGGCACCAAAGAAUUCAUACAGGGGACAAACCCUAUGAAUGUAAUGAGUGCGGGAAAACUUUUGGUCAGAAUUCAGAAAUUACUAGACAUAUCAGAAUUCAUACUGGUGAGAAGCCCUAUGUAUGUAAGGAGUGUGGGAAAGCUUUCAGGGGGAACUCAGAACUUCUUAGACACGAGAGAAUUCAUACUGGAGAGAAACCCUAUGAAUGCUUUGAGUGUGGGAAGGCUUUCAGGCGAACUUCUCACCUUAUUGUCCAUCAGAGAAUUCAUACUGGGGAGAAACCCCAUCAGUGUAAUGAAUGUGCCAGAACCUUUUGGGAUAACUCUGAGCUGCUUCUCCAUCAGAAAAUUCAUAUUGGAGAGAAACCUUAUGAGUGUAAUGAGUGUGAGAAAACAUUCAGCCAGCAUUCCCAACUUACCAUACACCAGAGAAUUCACACUGGGGAGAAGCCUUACGAGUGCCAAGAAUGUCAGAAGACCUUUAGUCGGAGCUCUCACCUUCUUAGACAUCAAAGUGUUCACUGUAUGGAAUGAUCUACAGGAAAGCUUUCUGUGGAAAAGUUUCAGUUAGACUUAUGAAUUUGUUCAAAAUCUGUGCCCCAAGUUCUGAGAACAAAUGAAUUGACAGAAUCUCCUCCGUGCUUCCACUGAUUUUGAUUUAAAUAUUUGGUCAAAAAGGAUGAGGCACUUUUAUGAACUAUUCAUUGAGAUGUUUCAGUGUACUGAGUUAAAUCAUGAAAGCUGUUUCAGGCCUUAAUUCUCCUCUUCUCUUUCCUUCUUUUCCCUCCCUCUCUUCCUCCUUCCCCAGUGGACCACAUGACAUUACAACAAUUUAGCCUCCAGGAAAAAUGGAGGAAACUGAUUCCACCACCUUCUGAGAGUGACAGUUGACUCAUUGAAUAUUAAUCCCCUGAAAUGUUAGAAAGUCAUGCAUGGCCUAGAAGACACAUCUUGUUCUCCUGUGUACAUUUUUGCAUUUGAAUAAUUUAGUAAGCUUUUGUUAGCCUCAAAAAUCUUCCAACCAUGCUAUCAAGUUUCCUUAGAAGAUGGCAGCAUUAAGAAAGAAGCAGGAGGUAUGGCCAUUUAGCACCUCCUGCUAGGCUCCCUCGUUCAUCAGAAGAGGGUCCCCCUGAUGACAGGCAGUUUACAGUAUUGUAAGUGAAGGUCCUUAAAAUCCAAAGGGGCUGGCUGGUCAAGGCCAGGGGAUAAACCAGUGAGGCCAAACUAGGUGUGCCUUAUUCUGCUCUUUAGCAGCUGUGCUGCAUUCCAGGGCUGCUCAGCUGGACAGCUCCUGAGAACCACUACAUUAACCUUUGGCCCCAGCUCCUGCUGCUGCUGACAGAUCCCAUGUCAGGAACUAGCAAAAAGGACUGCAGCUUCCCCUUCAUCUUCACCAGGCACCUGGCCAGAAGGAGGAGCCUCAUUCACCUGGCUGACGAGAGCCUUGCCUUGCAAAGCACUUAAGCUCCCAUGAUCUGGACCACACUGCCAGGGGCCCUGGGUAGUAGGCCAGGAGGUGAUAGCCUCUUCUUGCUCGGCCCCUUAGCCUCGGAAUUCUCCCCAUCAUCUCUGUGUAUUCCUAUAUGUUACUCCUUUGAGGAAACACAUCCUCUGCUUUUCACAUAUCCAUGUUUCUGAGGCAGUGGGUGGUACUGGAAAUUGCACUAAUGAGAAUUCGGCAGGCCUGGGUUCUGGUCUUAGAGCUAUACCUUGAAGAAGGCACUUCCCCUGUCUGGUCCCUAAUUUAUUUGUACAAUGAGGGGAGGUGAACUAAAUGAUCUCUAAAGUGUCAACCAGCCCAAUAAUUCCUCAAUUUUUUUUUAAUCUAACUUUAUUUAUCUUCAUUAUUCUACUCUUUAAUCUCUUCUUUAUCACACUAAUACUAAUUGCUAAUAUUUAUUGUUUACUGUGUGCCAUGCACAGUGCCAGACAGUUUACAUGUAUUAUGUGUUUUUAUUUUCCCAGCAUCUCCGAUGUGGGUAAUUUUUUAAACAGCUUUAUUGAGAUAUAAUUUACAUACUGUACAAUUCACCCAUGUUAAGUGUUCAAUGAUUUUUAGUAAAUUUACAGAGUUGUGCAACCAUCAGUGAUGUGGCUACUUUUACCCUCAUUUAAAAGAUGAAGAAACUGCAGAGGGGGGUUUGAUUUUGAGUAACUGACCCACGAUCACACGACUAGUAAGUGCUAGAGCCAAGACUCCGGCGCUGGUCCAUGCUCUUAACCGCUGUGCCAUGCCGCAGAUAAGUGGACUCAUUACUGGCUUAUUUGAAAUCCUUUGUAUGUUUUUAAAAUUGGUUAUGACUAAUUAUUACAUGAAUUUGAACAUGCUGGAUUUUAAUCAUGUCCUUGUGUCUUAGUUUGCCAGGGCUGCUAUAACAAAUACCACAGACUAGUUGGCUUAAACCACAGGAAUUUGUUGCCCUCCAGUUUGGGAGGCGAGAAGUCCAAAAUCAGGGUGUCAGCAUGAUCAAGCUUUCUCUGAAGUCUGGAGUGUUCUGGGGGUGGCUGACUAUUACUCAGGCUCUGCCUGUCCCAUGGCCAUCUAUAUUCUGUCUUCUCUGGCUUCUAUUGAUUGUGUCCAGAUUUCUUCCUGCUUAUAAGGAUUUCGGUGACACUGGAUUAAGGCCCACCGUAAUUCAAUUUGGUGUCAUCUUAAUAGGAACUUCAAAGAUCCUAUUUACAAAUGAGUUCAUACCCACCGGACUUGGGGAUUAGGACUUGGACUUGUCUUGUGGGGGACAUGAUUCAGUCCCCAUCACCUUGAAAACAUAACUGAGCACACAGUACAUAAAGGGGGUUUAUUCUGUACCCUCAUAUAGGUGUUCCCCUAGGUUCAUGCUCUUGGCUUGAGAAAAGGGCAAUAAAAUGAACAGUUGAUUGCCAUUUCCACAUCCUUCCAGGCACCCCUGCCUCCAGCAGUAAAAUUCAAGCAUAGAAUGCUUUUUGAUUUUUUCAUUGCUUAAGAUCAAAUUGAAUUAUUCCCAGACCAUAUUGUCCUCACAUGAAAGCUUGAUGUCAUCUAGCCCUUUAACUUCUGGUUCCUAUGUUGGCAUAUUUUAUUUCCUUAUUUACCCUUUGCCACCCCUGAUAUAGAACUUCGCACCUUCUCAAGAUUCCCCAAAGAAUCCACACAUACAAACACAUUAUUAGGAAAUUUGGACUUGACUGAAGAUGCUGUGUAAAAAGUGGAGAAGGGGGUUCAUAUUAUACAUCCUAUUAGACAUUUUGUUCUCAGUCCCUUGACCAACUUGCCCCUGAAGGUUUUUUUCCUUUGUCCUCCCCCUCUCGGCCCAGCUGCUUCAGCUCCAUUUUUUUUUUUUUUUUUUUACCAGAUGCCCAUCCUCCCACCUCAGCUCAAACUACAUACCUAAAUGUAAGACCCUCCAGUUAAUCCACUCAUAUGAACAUUAGAAGGCAAUUUAGUGAUCAACUUUUGUUGUACCCAAGUAUGUUCUUAAGUUAGGGUAGUCUCACCUUAAGAAGAAUCUUCCAACAUACUUAGUGUUUUCACAAGAAUUCUGAUGAGAUUAUCUCCAUCUUCUUAUAUACACUAUACAUACAUCCUGCAACCUCAUUCCCUGCCCUCCUCCACCUCUCAUCCAGUUAUCUCAGGAAGAUUCUCUUUUCCUUCUCCUUUUUGCCUCCCUCACUAUUUUAUUUGGGAGUCAAAAAUCUGACCAUAAUUGUGACUGGUAGGUGUAAUUUUGUGCAAGUAGAAUUCUACCAAGGAAAAGAAAAUACAUGAGUUUUAGUUUUAGACAUAUUAAAAAGAAAGUCUCAUGAACUCAACAAGUCCUACCUAAUAACCAGAUAUAUCCUUCAGCAUUUUUGGCAUUAUGUCCAUGUAUAUUUUCUUCCUUCCCUGAUUAACUUAAUUUUA
This is a messenger RNA of Choloepus didactylus (southern two-toed sloth), 4973 nucleotides long. It is a transcript of the gene ZFP3, whose product is annotated as ZFP3 zinc finger protein. The transcript has 2 exons. Gene Ontology annotation, biological process: regulation of immune system process; negative regulation of transcription by RNA polymerase II; regulation of cytokine production. NCBI's taxonomy places the organism in Eukaryota, Metazoa, Chordata, Mammalia, Pilosa, Megalonychidae. Bases 155 to 1627 code for a protein of 490 amino acids. The record is from RefSeq and is a predicted model, not a curated record.